UGCCUGGGAUGAGCCAUGGCUGCUGCUGCAAAGGCAAGGCAAAGCCUCCAGGAUGAAGCUUCUUGUUCCAUCUGCCUGGAGUAUUUUAAUGAUCCUGUGACUAUAGACUGUGGGCACAAUUUCUGCCGAGCCUGCAUCACCCAGUGCUGGGAGGGCUCGGAUAAAGACUUCUCCUGCCCUCAGUGCAGAACGACCUUUCCCCAGAGAAACCUCAGGCCGAACAGGCAGCUGGCCAACAUGGUAGAAAUCGCCAAGCAGCUACAUUUGCAAUCGACAAAAGAUGCCGGAGCCGGGAGAGCGUGCGAGAAACACCAGGAGGCUCUGAAACUCUUCUGUCAAGAGGAUCAGUCCCCCAUCUGCGUGGUGUGUGACAGGUCCAAGGAGCACAGGGCUCACACGGUGGUUCCUGCAGAGGAGGCCGCCCAGGAGUACAAGGGACAAAUUAGGAGUCGUUUGGAGAUGUUGAAGAAGGAGAUGGAAGGAAUUGCUGCACUGAAAUUGAAUGGGGAAAUAACAAGCCAGGAGCUGCUGGUACUUACUCAUUAUCAACAGACGGAGAGCGAGAGGAUGAAGAUUCUGUCGGAAUUUGAGAAACUCCAUCUGUUUCUAGAGGAGAAAGAAUUGCUCCUGUUGGCCCAGCUGGAAGUGCUGGACAAGGAGAUAUUGAAGAGGCAGGAUGAAUUCACCACCAGGCUCACCCAGGAGAAAACUCGUCUCGGGACCCUGAUCAGUGAGAUGGAGGGGAAGUGCCGGCAGCCACCAAGUGAAUUCCUGCAGGACAUCAGAAGCACCUUGAGCAGAUACGAGACAGGGAAGUUUCAGAGUCCACCAUCCCUUCCUCUGGAACUGAAAAGGAGAGUCAAGGAAUUCUCUCAGAAGCACACACUUCUGGAGCACGCUCUGAGUAAAUUUAAAGAGUCUCUGUCUGAACCAAAGCUGGACAAAGCACAUGUGACCCUGGAUCCAGACACGGCUCAUCCUCAUCUCAUCCUGUCUGAGGAUGGGUCAAGCGUGAGAUGGGGACCUGCACGGCAGGACGUGCCCGACAACUUCAGAAGAUUUGAUCCUGUUCCCUGUGUGCUGGGCUGUGAGGGGUUCACCGCGGGGAGACAUUGGUGGGAGGUGGAGGUGGACGGGAGCAGCUGGGCCGUGGGGGUAGCCAGAGAGUCUGUGAGGAGAAAGGGAGGGGUCAGCCUGGAGCCAGAGGAGGGGAUCUGGGCUGUGGGGCAGCUGAACCCAAUUCAGUAUGUGGCUCUCACUUCUCCUUGGACAAGCCUGCCACCGGAUAGGAGACCCAGGAAGGUCAGGGUCGCCCUGGACUGCAAAAGGCGGCAGGUGGCAUUUUUCAAUGCUGAGAACAACACUCAGAUCUUCACUUUCACUGAAGUCGCUUUUGCCGGGAGAAUCUUCCCGUUCUGCUGGGUGGCAGACAAAAGCUCCCAGGUCAAAAUGUGUCACUGCCGAAACUCUCCAAUAGGAGGCCGCUUGCACUAUCCUUGUGACUUGCUUAUAAGGUCCAGUGUUCACGGUUGGAGAGAGAACGUUUGCUGUGCCUGCAUUAGCCAGUGCUUGGAAGAAUCACCUAGAAACAUCUCUCCGCUGUGCAGAGAAACCCGGGGGAGCGUUGUAGAACUGGGCAGACCGUUCAUUCUGCAAUCGGCCAAAGAUCCAGAAGCAGAGAGGGUGUGUGAGAACCACCAGGAGGAAUUUGCUUUGUUGUCUGAAGAGGGGCCAACAACUCACCUAUGUGAUCUGCACGGCGCACAAAGAAACCAUGUUACAGCUUCCACAGAGACAGCCGCUGAGCAGUGCAAGGAGGCCAGAGACGCACUGAACAGCCGUGAGAAGGGGAAGGUGCAGGCUGCAAUGGCUCUUUCUCCUGAACCGAGGCAGAGGACGCCGGAGUUCUCCCUCAACCCCCAAACUCUGAGGCAGUUCAAAGUGAAUAUGACUCUGGAUCCAGACACGGCAGGUCCUGAACUCAUCCUCUCUGAGGACCUGAAAGGUGCCAGAUGGGGAAAACCAAGUCAGGAGAUGCCUGACCGUCUGGAGAGAUUUGACACUGAUCCCUGCGUGUUGGGCUGUGAGGGAUUCACCUCGGGGAGACACUACUGGGAGGUGGAGGUGGAUGGGAUGUUCUGGACUGUGGGUGUGGCCAGCGAGUCUGUGAGGAGGAAAGGACGUAUUGUCUUUCGACCCAACACGGGGGUCUUGGGUUUGCAGAAAUAUCAUCACCUCUGCAUGGCGCUCACCAACCCUUCCAACACCUAUGUGCCCCUCAGAAAGAACAACAAUGAGAUCGGCGUCUAUUUGGACUAUGAACUGGGGCGAGUGUCAUUUUACGACCUCAGCAACGAGGAGCUGCUCUUUGCUUUCCCGCCGGUCUCUUUCAAUGGGGAGAGAGUUUUCCCUUACUUUUGUGUAUUGUUGUCCCACAUAAAACUGUCCCCCAGAGGGUGAUGCAUGGCUGUGAUCCCAAGAAAUUGGAUUCUCUGGCCUGUGGUGUCAUACUCUCUAUGAUCCUAGAAGUUCUUGCUGAACCUCUUCUAGCUUCCAUUGCCCUACGCUCUAUGACCCUGGAGGAUUACAGUGUUCUUGCUGAACGUCUUGUCGCUUCCAUUGCUCUAAGCUCUAUGACCCUGGAGGAUUACAAUGUUCUUGCUGAACUUCUUCUAGCUUCCAUUUCCUUAGGUUCUAUGACCCUGGAGGAUUACAAUGUUCUUGCUAAGCCUCUUCUAGCUUUCAUUUCCCUAAGCUCUAUGACCCUGGAGGAUUACAGUGUUCUUGCUAAGCCUCUUCUAGCUUCCAUUUCCCUAAGCUCUAUGACCCUGGAAGACAACGUCUUUCCUGUAGAGCUGCUCCGAGCUAUGUUAUUAGUCUCCAUGCCUCAGAAGGACUCCCAUGUUUCCUCACAGAAAAUCCUAGGCUCUCAAUCCUGGUCUCUAUGGCUCUGCAAGGAGUACAGUGUUGUUGCAGAGUCCUGUUUAGCUUCUUAUUUUCUAGUCUCUAUGCUCCUGUCAGGGUCCCAUGUUCCUUCAUACCCCCUGCUAGCUCUCUGUCUGCAAACUGGACCAUCUUGAAGUACAGAACGUGACACGUUUUAAUGGCAGAAAUUAAGGAAAGAAAAUCCUGAGUGGGUGUCUCGAUUCAGCCUGUAUGACCGUUGUGACAGAUAUUGCAAACACACACACCUCUUUGGGAGCGAUUGUUUCCACCUGAUAAAUGUGAUCUGUGUGCUUGAGAUGGGCCGGACGACAUGGGCCUGUAGUAUAUUCACAGACCUAUGGCUCAAUGUAUAUUACAGGUAAAAAUUGUAUGUUCCCGGCUCACUGGGUGGAUUUUCUGGGAAACCUGGGAAGAUCAAUGCAAGUUCCUAUGGUUGGUUACACAGACUCCCAGCCUUUGAGGCUGAUUUUACCUGCUUCAGGAGCUUGGGAACAAAUUUUGGGGUCUAAAGGGUGAGUUUAAAGAGAGUCUCUCAUUUUGAGCCAACAAACUGACAUGAACUUUUAAUCAAUAGGUCAAACGUUGUGAAGGAGUGGAAGGACUAGAACCUGCCAGGGUCUCCAUAGGACUGAUGGGGGACCUCUGGGAAGCAGAAGUCUGCCUUUCCACUUGUUAUUGUUUUAUUGAUCUGUUUUCUCUGUAAGGCUUUUGUCCUUAAAUAAAUGCUCUGUGCAAAGUGCCUAAUCACUGGUGCCCCGCUUGAGAGAGAGAGCGCAAAACUGCAGUGCUGAUUUAGGUCAGACGCCUGUCUUCUCUCUGCCGUGCAAUGGUGCGAUAUAAAGGGCAAGCACCCACGAAACACUGGCGAGAUGCUAAAGAUCUGCCCUUCUGGCCUCUAUUUAUUAAAGUAGAACAAUGAGCCAAUAACGGCAGUAAAAGCAACAUGAAAUAAAUGAGAAAGGAUGACUGGGAAAUCCCACUGAGAUGCACAGAAUAAAAUAUGCCCAGUGUCCAUCACAUCACAGGCUUGUCCAGGAGGGGAAUUAUUUAUUUGGGAUUUUUUCCCCUAAAAUAUGUAUUACAUUUUGUUGUGCAAUUGACUUUUCCCUGUUGCUCAGUAUCUGAUAAGAAGAUCCUUGAUUUUGCAAUAAAUAUUUGUUCCUAUUUUUCACGUUA
Chelonia mydas (Green sea turtle) is the source of this 4122-nucleotide messenger RNA. RefSeq names its product E3 ubiquitin-protein ligase TRIM39. The transcript has 11 exons. Lineage: Eukaryota; Metazoa; Chordata; Testudines; Cheloniidae. Bases 16 to 2460 code for a protein of 814 amino acids. The record is from RefSeq and is a predicted model, not a curated record. Gene Ontology annotation, molecular function: zinc ion binding; protein binding.